GAAGAACAAACAAGAGAUUAAAAAAAUAAUUAAGAGCACACGACGUGCCACACACGGGGGCUCAGCUCCCAGUGCUUUUAGUAAUACAGAAGAAAAGCAUGCUUAAUUGCUUAUUGACCAAAACCUAACUAAUUAGUCCUCACACGGUUGCGAUCAGUUGCGAACACAAAUCAAAGACCCGUCAAAAUAAAGCAGCAACCGAUUCCUACCUCAUUAUAGUAUUUCCAUUUGCCGAGUCAAGGAAGGAGAAGAGCUUUCCGAUUCAGAAUACGAGUCAAGAGUUUCCUGGCACUACUGCAUCCCUCUCUAGAUCAAUUUUUUUUAAGUGAUACCUCCCUGUUUGUAUAUGUAUCUAUAUAUAUUUAUAUGUGUGUGUGUGUGUGUGUGUGUGUGUGUGUUGAUUUCCCCACUCUCCAAAUCGGCAACUGCAAGAAGGCACAAAACACCAGGAUUGCCAGCUGCCUCCUGCUCUCCUACACAACUAAUAUACGAGUUGCUUGCUUCUGCUUCAAUUAAUUAUUAAGCUAAACCUAGAUCAUAUAUUCAUCACGUAUUUGAUUAAUUAAUCCAUAAAAAAUAUAUAGAUAUAUAGAAAUAAUGGAGAAUAUUAAAGAAAAUUAUGUAAUAUAUGGAGGAGUGAAGAUGCCGGUUGGGUACCGGUUUCGUCCCACGGAUGAAGAGCUGGUGAUUCACUACUUGAUGAGGAAGGUUCAUGCUGCCCCAUUGCCUGCUUCCAUCAUUCCAGAGUUUGAUGUCUUCCAAACUCAUCCCUCGGGCUUGCCAGGUGAUGUUAGGGAAACAAGGUAUUUCUUUUACAAUGAAAUUAUGAAUAAGUAUGUUGGCAAGAGAGCUGCCGGUUGUGGGUACUGGAAACCUAUUGGCAAAAAGAAGCAAAUUGUUGCUAAUUCUAAAUCCAAUGAAGCCGUCGGGAUCCGGAAGACGUUGGGUUUCUGUGAAAGGAAGCGCCGCGGUUGCCACAACCACCACCAUGAAACCACCAAAACUACCACUCAAACUCGAUGGCUCAUGCAUGAAUACCGCCUCGUGGCUUCUCAAGCGAAUCCAACCCAGGCUUUCAAAGCGGGAGUGGGAAACUGGGUGCUGUUUCGCAUAUUUCAGAAAAAGAGAAGGCCUACUCAAAGAACAUCGGAUGAUAUGGGGGUCGUUUCUCAACGCUCAUCAAAUUGCAAGAGGAAUCGGAGAUUAAUGGAGGAAUAUCUCUCCGCAGCUGACCAUCGUUCACGACGUUCGGAUCCUGAUCUUACAACAUUUUCUUCCCCAUCAUGCUCGAGUGAUGUCACUCAUGAGCUCACUUCCAAUGACAAUGGCGAGCUAGACGAUGAUCAGGAGGAACACAGUGUUAGCAUGCGGAUUAAUAUUUAGCUAAGCUAUUAUAUAUUGAUCACAUUAAUCUUGUUCUGUUUAAGAUCAGUAGUACUAAUUAAGAUAGCUUUGAUUAAGCUUCCUUAAUUCCGUGUAAUCCAUCAUGUAAUCCAACUAUCUUGCGCAACAAAUUAAAUAAGAAUGGCCACCAACACCAAGAGGCAAAUAAAGAGA
This is a messenger RNA of Pyrus x bretschneideri (Chinese white pear), 1557 nucleotides long. Its product is annotated as NAC domain-containing protein 83-like. The record is from RefSeq and is a predicted model, not a curated record. The coding region runs from base 598 to 1383 and encodes 261 amino acids. Gene Ontology annotation, biological process: regulation of DNA-templated transcription. Gene Ontology annotation, molecular function: DNA binding. The transcript has 2 exons. Lineage: Eukaryota; Viridiplantae; Streptophyta; Magnoliopsida; Rosales; Rosaceae.